This is a messenger RNA of Stegodyphus dumicola, 1536 nucleotides long. RefSeq names its product zinc finger protein 64-like. Lineage: Eukaryota; Metazoa; Arthropoda; Arachnida; Araneae; Eresidae. The record is from RefSeq and is a predicted model, not a curated record.
CAGAAAUUUGCAUUGUACAAAUAUAUUAGAUAUUAAUCUGUGUAAUGCAGUUUUAUUAUUUGAGAAAUAACUGUCAAAAAACUGAUAAAACAUACAAACAAUAUUUUUUCUACGUUUCAAGGAGAAAUGCAUGAAAAAUAAUCCUAAAUUGCCUGAUUAUAUAAAUGAAGGAAUUGAAAAUGGUCAAAUCAUGUAAUUUAUGUAAUAUACAAAUGGACAUUCCCUGAAUCCUGGGACCCUUUUUGGAAAGAGACCAAAGAAUACUUUCACUUAAUGGACAUUUCUGCUCUGACAAACGCUUUGGUUCCAUGAUUCCUUGCUAAGAGAAGGUUUGAUUAUAUGUGUAUAUUGCAUUUAGAUUUCUUUUUUUGCUGUGGAAGUUUAAAAUUUUUAUGUGACAUUUUACACAGCGUAAUAACUUUUAACAACUUUAAUUUUUAGUUUUCCAUUGCAACAGAAGCUAUAAAGGUCCAAAUAGUUCAGAAUUUACUGAUGUGACCACCGAGUUCUACUCUUCAAGUCUGGAAAAAAGAACUGAAUCAUUUUGUUCUUUUUUUAUUUGCCAGUUUUGUUCUAAGAAAAGCAAUAAGAAGUCUGAUAUGCUACGUCAUCUUCGCAAGCAUACUGGUGAAAAACCAUUUAAAUGUGAUAUUUGUUUGCAGAGUUUUACACGUAAUGAGAAUCUGAAGAAUCACAUUAUCUUUCGUCAUAGAUAUACAUAUGAAAGAUGUUCACGUUCAAUGGAAAAUAUUCCAAAGAAAUAUCAUUGCAAGAUAUGCCCAUAUUCAUCUAACGAUGGAUCAAAUUACAAAAGACAUAAAAUGGUGCACACACAAGAACGUCCUUAUGUUUGUCCUUUAGUUUUGAUAUCUUAUUUUGUUCCAGCCCUGUUUAUUCAGAAAUUUGGAGAAUAUCAUUCUGAAAAUAUUUCAAGUCAAGAGAAUUAUAACAUCCAAACAAAAGACUCAUCAACAUUUAGGAAUCGAAAUGUGCAACAUCAACGUUCAUUCAUAUGUAAAUUUUGUACAAAAGUAUUUAAACGUAAAUUUAAUUUAGAAGUUCACACUCGUAUUCACACUGGUGAGAAACCAUAUAAGUGUUCAUUAUGCAAUUAUUGCUGCUCAUUUAACUAUUCUUUAAAGUAUCAUAUUGAAUCACGUCAUUAUGGUGUUGAUACAAGAGCAGAAACAUUUCAAGACAAUUUUCCUGAAAAUUAAUUUAAUGCUCCUGUUAAAUAAUCUCAUUUCAUUUAGCAAUAUCUGAAAUUAUUAACUUGAUUUAUGUAUGUUUAACUGAGCUAAAUUUGUUCAAUGUCUACUGAAUGAUAUUCUGGACUUAAAAAGAGCAGUGUAAUUUUGUGUUAAUGGGACUGCAUUUCACGUGUUUGUGUUGAAUGGUUUUUUGAACGAUUGUAAACUGUGAUAUUUUCUUUUUCAUUUAAUGCAAGAAUGCAUUAUUAUACGAGGGCUAUCCAGAAAGUAGAUUACGUUUUGGAAUAAAAAAAUAAACAAAGUAUAGGAAACAAAUUUUAUUAUA